This is a messenger RNA of Anopheles cruzii, 1891 nucleotides long. RefSeq lists its product as uncharacterized. The record is from RefSeq and is a predicted model, not a curated record. The transcript is spliced from 8 exons. Lineage: Eukaryota; Metazoa; Arthropoda; Insecta; Diptera; Culicidae. Bases 183 to 1346 code for a protein of 387 amino acids.
GAGACAGUCGCACGCGGAAUAGCUAGCCAUAGCCUUUUUCAGUGUUCGUCUACCAGUGGUGUGUCGGAGCGGUACAGUAUUGUAACGAAAACGGCUGGAAGUAAAAUAAAGCUGCCUUAUCGUAGGAGUGCGGUGCUUAUCAGAGAAGCAGAACCACCUACCACCAAUCAAUCAAACGAAACAUGUCGCAGCUCAUCAAAAAUAUUCCCCGUCGGCAAAGCAUUCCCAUACUGUACACCCGCGGGACGCACUACGAUGUGGGCUACGAUGUGGGUCGCACGUUUGCAUCGAUCAUAAAAAACUUUUUACACAUCUCAGAACCGCUAAACAACUCUUAUCUGCCAUUGUACAACACCGAAGAAGGACGAAAAGUGUACAACGCCACUCUAGAAAGCGUGAAGAAAUCAUUCCCGCAAUACAUCCGUGAAUUGGAGGGAACAGCAGACGGUGCCCAGGUGGAGUUUCACAAGCUCUUUCUUCUACAUUUAGAUGAAAUCUUGCCAGUAUCGGUCGACGGCGUUAACAGCAUCAAUCAACCGAUCGGCUGCUCCACUAUUUGCGUAAACGAACCUGGUUGUGAAAUUCUUGCCCAUACCGAGGAUGCACUGUCCGAGGUUCUGAACCAUUACUAUUUCGUGUCUGCCCACAUCAUUUCCGACAGCCCCCAGGGUAAAUAUAACACGAUAGAAGAGCGCUUCACCUCGCUCUGCUACGCAGGCCAUCUACCCGGAUACACCAUGAACUACAACCACCAUGGGCUGGUAUUCUCUAUCAAUACACUCAGUGCCAGAACGCUCAUUGGUGGGAAAACGCCGCGCCAUUUCAUCACCAGAGCUCUGCUGUCGGCCGAAAACUUCAUACAAGCACAACAAAUUUUGCGUGACAACGGCGUGGGGGCUGCCGAUGGAUGCUCGAUCAACAUGACGUUCUUAAAGCAAGAAGGUGAUCGUUUGUUCCAUAAUGCCGAAAUGGGUCCAGCGGAGAACGCUGAGCAGUCGCAAUUAAAUAUCUUCACAGCCAGCCCAGGUGAGUGCAUCAUUCACGCCAACAAGUACCUCAGACUGCCGGUACCGGAAGUGAAUGGGCUUAUUAUUGACUCGAGUAUCGAGCGGAUGAAAACGUUCGGAGGCUUCAAAGCGCCCAAAACCGUGCAUGACGUGAUAAAGAUGCUGGGUGACACCAGCGCCCAGGAGCACACGGUGUUUCGCGAGAACGGCCCGAAAGACGUAAUCAAAACCGUUUGCGUCGGCAUUUUCGAUUGCGUCAAGCGUACCUGGACGCUGUACUCGGACAACCCGAAAUUCAACGCUCCACUCGUGGUGCUACCGAUGGCGCUCAAGAAUUAAACAGCGAUAAGCGUUUGCAUUUGUUUGAGACGUUGGACGCUCUAUAUCCAUUUCUUCAAUGUGAAUGUCCUUGAAUCAAAGAAGGUAAAGAUCCUUGUUCGUAAGCACCGCGUUUACCCCACGUUAUUGCCACUGUUCACUAGCAUUGCUUAUUGGAUCAAAAGCCAAUGUGAUAACCGAAUCUUGCUUAGCGACAGGCGUGUCUGUGAAGGCUAUACCAACCGGGAGCAUACUUUUGCUGGUAAUUGUAAUUCUUUUAAAACCAAUUUAAAGACGAAUAAAUGCACUGCUCAAUGAAAGCUAGACUAAGCUGAUUUGCUGCUUCGCACGAAUUCAACGAAAGUCAAAAUAACAGUCUUGUUUAUAUAUAACACAGUAAUCACGAUCUUGCGCUCAUUUACAUAUUGUCAGUGUUUGUCACUAUGUACCUCACCUUCUUCCACGAACAAGGUAAUCUACUUUAAAGCAUGAUGCAUACAUAAACCACCAGACUAGGUCAUGAAUAUCGAAAUAAAACGGUUCAAAGAUCGUGAAACUAUUUAUCU